UGUGCCCUCCCUUCAUAUACAAGGCUAGGCUUUUCCUCUGGCCUCACCUUCUCCUGCAAAUCCGGAGGUGGACGAAGGGAAGUUUUGCCAAAAGGAAAAAUGGACUUCUUCUAUGCACCUGGGAGGAACCAUCUCUUUGUUCCAGGGCCUGUCAAUAUCCCCGAGCCAGUGAUAAGGGCAAUGAAUAGGAACAAUGAGGACUAUCGCUCCCCUGCUGUGCCUGCACUAACAAAGACACUUCUUGAGGACGUUAAGAAGAUCUUCAAGACGACAAGUGGUACCCCCUUCUUGAUACCAACAACAGGUACUGGGGCUUGGGAAAGUGCACUUACAAAUACACUAUCACCUGGUGAUAAGAUUGUGUCUUUUCUCAUCGGUCAAUUUAGUCUUCUCUGGAUUGAUCAACAACAACGCCUCAACUUCAAUGUCGAUGUAAUAGAAAGUGAGUGGGGACGAGGUGCCGAUCUUGAUGCAUUGGCAUCUAAACUAGCAGCUGAUUGGUCUCAUUCAAUCAAGGCUGUUUGCAUUGUUCACAAUGAGACAGCAACUGGAGUCACCAAUAAUCUGGCAACUGUGAGGAAACUGCUCGAUGAGCACAAUCAUCCUGCAUUAUUACUUGUGGAUGGAGUUUCAUCUAUAUGUGCUAUUGACUUCCGCAUGGAUGAAUGGGGAGUUGAUGUUGCUUUGACAGGAUCACAAAAAGCUCUUUCGAUGCCUACUGGCAUGGGAAUUGUAUGUGCUAGUCCUAAAGCACUUGAAGCUGCUAAGUCAGCCAAAUCAGUAAGGGUUUUCUUUGACUGGAAUGACUACUUGAAGUUCUAUAAAAUGGGAACUUAUUGGCCCUACACACCUUCCAUCCAACUUCUGUAUGGGUUCAGAGCUGCUUUGGAUCUUUUAUUUGAGGAAGGCCUUGACAAUGUGAUCGCAAGGCACAGCCGACUUGGAAAAGCAACAAGGCUUGCUGUAGAGGCUUGGGGCUUGAAGAACUGUACACAGAAGGAGGAAUGGUUUAGUGAUACUGUCACUGCUGUGAUGGUUCCACCUCAUAUUAACAGUUCUGAUGUUGUGAAGAGAGCGUGGACACGAUACAAUCUGAGCUUAGGGCUUGGUCUUAAUAAAGUGGCAGGAAAGGUGUUCAGGAUAGGGCAUCUUGGCAACCUUAAUGAUUUGCAAUUGCUUGGUUGCUUGAGUGGUGUGGAAAUGGUACUCAGAGAUGUAGGAUACCAAGUGAAGCUGGGAAGUGGAGUGGCUGCAGCUGCUGCUUACCUUCAGAACACCAUCCCUAUGAUCUCUUCUCGGAUAUAACAACACCUUAUCAAUUUGGUCCCAUGCCUGAACCAAGAAGCAACCAGAACAAUUAGUGCUCUCUUUGGAGUCUCAGCCCUAAAUGUAUAUUGGUAGAUACAUGAUCCCUGUAUUCCUUUGACUUUGCAUAACAGUAAAUCAUCUGUUUACCAUAUUUAAUUUUGCUUCCUCAUCAA
Molecule: messenger RNA, 1481 nt
Organism: Musa acuminata subsp. malaccensis (wild Malaysian banana)
Lineage: Eukaryota; Viridiplantae; Streptophyta; Magnoliopsida; Zingiberales; Musaceae
Source: RefSeq, a predicted model, not a curated record